Molecule: messenger RNA, 1132 nt
Organism: Oppia nitens
Lineage: Eukaryota; Metazoa; Arthropoda; Arachnida; Sarcoptiformes; Oppiidae
Product: aquaporin-7-like
Exons: 7
Coding region: 97-972 (291 amino acids)
Biological process (GO): water transport; glycerol transmembrane transport
Cellular component (GO): basolateral plasma membrane; plasma membrane
Molecular function (GO): glycerol channel activity; water channel activity
Source: RefSeq, a predicted model, not a curated record
UUAUAUAAGAAAUCUAUUGAUUCUUAUUUAAAACAUUUAAUGAAUUAGUGGUACAAUUGAUAACAUAUUUUUAAGAUUAUAUUAUUUUUAAAAAAUAUGAAUCGAUUAAGAAUUAAAAACCAAUCUUUACGUGAAUUCUUUGCUGAAAUGUUGGGAACUUUUACUUUAACCUGCGUUGGAUGCAGUGGUGGGGCUUAUAUGACAGUAGCUAAAGAAGGGGGAAUAAGUCACGCUGUAGGUCCAUGGAUAUGGGGAAUGGGUCUCACUGCAGCUAUAUAUGUGUGCGGUGGGGUUUCGGGAGGUCAUGUAAACCCAGCAGUUACACUGGGUAUGGCAUCGGUGGGCAAAUUACCAUGGAGGAAAGUCAUUCAUUAUUUUUUAGGACAAUAUAUCGGAGCAUUUCUGGCCGCUGUCGUUACGUAUUGUGUUUAUAGAGAGGCUAUUCUCAAUACAUUUGAUCAUAAAUUGUUGACUACCGGUCCUAAUGCAACGGCAGGAAUAUUUGGUACAUUUCCCGCAGCCGGCAUCACAACAUUGACUACAGUUAUUGAUCAGAUAGUUGCGGUUGGCUUUUUCUUAUUGCUGAUCAAUGCCAUCACCGAUGAAAAAAACAUGGCCUGUCCCAAGGGUUUGGUGCCCAUAGCUAUAGGAAUGACUGAUUUAGGUUUAUUGGUGUUUGCAUUUGGUUACAAUUGCGGCGGUCCUAUAAAUCCGGCCCGAGAUUUUAGUCCACGACUAUUCUCUGCAAUGGCUGGUUGGGGUACUGAAGUAUUUUCAGUAAACAAUUACGGAUAUUUUUGGGUACCAUUUGUCGGUUGUCAUAUUGGAGGCAUAGUUGGCUGUUGGAUAUAUAAGUUAUUUAUUGAGAACCACUGGCCCGACGAGUCGUACGACUUUCCCAAUUCAAAUGAAAGUGAGAACUAUAAUGUUUCGUCUAAAAACAUUGCAGUCAAUAGCAUUGAGCCUAUCUAGCACUGGUGGUUGGAUCGACCAUCAGCUGCCGGUCCCUCUAUUAUUAGCAAUAAUACUUUGGCUGCCAAACAGUCUUUGCUUAACUUGAACUCAAAUAUUAUUUCAAACUAUGAAAACUCAUAUUUAACUCAACGCCGACAUCUAUUUCUCUCAUUAAACU